AUGUCGCUUGCUGCCACGGUCAACCCACUGGGCUUUUCCCUCUUUCGGCUGAUGACAUCACGGCCUGGGGAGAACGUGCUCAUAUCCCCGCUGUCAAUUUCUGGGUGCCUGUCUAUGGUCGCAGCUGGCUCCACCGAGGGAUCCGGAACAGAGAAAGAGCUGAUGUCCUUGUUAAACAGCUUGGUGCCCGGAUUGCCGGCAGACAGCACCGUGAAGAUGGCUAACUCUGCAUGGGUUCGCAUGUUGAUCCGCCCAGACUAUGUGGAGGCCGUGCAGGCGCGGUUUGGUGCUGAGGCCCGUGAGUUGGGGGAGAGCGCGGACCCUACGCCCAUCAACGAGUGGGUGAAGGAGAAGACCUUUGGGCGUAUUGGGUCGCUCUUCGACGGUGCGCUGGACCCCCUCACGGUGCUAGUGCUGGUGAACACCGUUUUUUUCAAGGGCUCAUGGGCGAAAGUCUUUGAUGUCACGCUUACCAAGAAAUCCGAGUUCAAGGGGUUUUCAUCAUCCCUCCCAUGCGACAUGAUGUACCAGAAAGAGAAGAAAGUGGCAUACACGGAGAAUGGAAUCUACCAAGCCGUGCGACUUCCUUACAGUGACAAGAAAACGUGGGCAACCAUCGUGCUUCCAAAGAAAGAGGGUGCAGAUGCAUUGUCCGAUGUGGCUGCUUCCGUAGACAAGACCUGGGCAGCCCUGGAGGGAGAGUUGCGCCCUGAGGAAGUGGAGCUACGUCUACCUCGCUUUCGCCUCAGUGCAGGUGGGUCGAUCAAGGCAGCACUGCAAGAGCUUGGCUUGAAGGAGACCUUUGUCCCGAAGGGUGGCUUCUUGAAGAUGUCAGACAACCCGGGGGUAUGCCUCAGUGAAGUGGUGCACAAGGCGACGCUUGAAGUCAACGAGGAGGGCACUGUUGCAGCUGCAGCUACUGGUGCGGUGAUGACGCUUUGCGGCCUUCCGGCUCCAGCGCUGAUUAUGAGAAUGACAGUCGACCGGCCAUUUCUUUUCAUACUGAGCGACAACGAUGGCACGAUUUACUUCCUCGGACAGAUUGUGAUGCCAGAGCUCGCCGGGCUCGAAGCCAUACUUAAAUUAUGA
Messenger RNA from Symbiodinium natans, 1089 nucleotides. The record is from the annotation of a GenBank genome assembly. Lineage: Eukaryota; Dinophyceae; Suessiales; Symbiodiniaceae.